This is a messenger RNA of Dovyalis caffra, 192 nucleotides long. NCBI's taxonomy places the organism in Eukaryota, Viridiplantae, Streptophyta, Magnoliopsida, Malpighiales, Salicaceae. The record is from the annotation of a GenBank genome assembly.
AUGAGAUCGUUGUCGGAGAGGGAAAAACGUUGUAGGUUUAGACUGACAGAGAGAGUAAGCGGCGAGGAAAGGAUUGAAAGGAAGUGUUGUCGUCUCUCUCUCGGUGGGGAUGAGGCUAAGUUUGGUGCUGCUGUUAUGGUUUCUAAGGUGAAGUUUGAUCAUAUAUUCACUCUCGAUCAUGGAACACCAUAA